AUGGUAAGUUUGGCUUCGGAUGUGUUGUUGAGUGAGAAAGAGAGUGUGCAACUUCCUAGCAGAUUCAGCAAGAACAGAAAGGCUAGAGGUCACGUUAGCGCUGGCCAUGGUCGUAUUGGUAAGCAUCGUUGCCAUCCUUCGGGACGUGGUAAGGCCGGAGGUCUUCACCACCUGCGUAUCCUUUUCGAUAAGUUCCACCCUGGAUACUUCGGAAAGGUCGGUAUGAGACACUUCCACCUGAAGCGUAACACUGAGUACUGCCCUACCAUCAACGUGGACGAGCUGUGGCAUCUGCUCCCUGAGGAGGCUCAGCAGCAGGCCAUGAAGGACACCACCAAGGCGCCCGUGAUUGACCUCAAGGCUCACGGAGUGUUCAAGCUCCUCGGCAGAGGUCGCAUUGAGAGACCGAUCGUGGUGAAGGCCAAGUUCGUCAGCAGUAUUGCUGAGAAGAAGAUUAAGGCUGCUGGAGGUGCUUGUAUCCUCACUGCUUAAAAUGGUGGGUACGGUGUUAUCGAUAUUU
Blastocystis hominis is the source of this 520-nucleotide messenger RNA. RefSeq lists its product as hypothetical. Gene Ontology annotation, cellular component: cytosolic large ribosomal subunit; ribosome. The record is from RefSeq and is a predicted model, not a curated record. Bases 1 to 492 code for a protein of 163 amino acids. NCBI's taxonomy places the organism in Eukaryota, Bigyra, Opalinata, Blastocystidae. Gene Ontology annotation, biological process: translation. Gene Ontology annotation, molecular function: structural constituent of ribosome. The transcript has 4 exons.